GUGGAGGUAUAACAGGCAUAACGAGCACUUAUUUCAUCAAAGGCCUUUAGGUAUAUUGAAUUCUUGUCAUAGUCAGAAUAUCCAGUAUUAACAGUUGCGGGCUUCCAGCUCAGAAUCCAACCAUGACUUCCACAGCCACCAUCAGGUCGUCAGUCCGCCCCAAAAGUAGCAAGCAGCCAUGGGGCACGAUCAUGCACCCAGAGUUCGGAAUGGGCCACCAGAAGAUGACCAACUACGAGAUCGACCAGACCGUCACCAGGUUGUACCAGAUUCCCAUCAAGGACGAGAGGGCGGUGGAGAAGCCCAUGAUGAAGGAGAUGUCUCAGCAGGGGCUGGCCCAGAUGGUGAAAAGACUCUCAGAGAUGAAUAAAGAAGUACCUGAUAAUACACGGACGCAGAAAGUAUCUGAGUACAAAGACAUGGGUGUACUCAAUUCAUUCGCGUGGAAAGGAUACAACUGAAGGAUCGUGAUUUAGUUGAAUGCCGGGCCGAAUGCCGGCUGCAUCCUCAACAUCAUAGCCCAGGGAGCGUUAUUCAACUUGGCAAGAACGGCGUGUUGUCCCCUGGAAUUUGACUCGCAAGCUCCGCGCAAGCGAACGAUUUUGGUCGCAGCUGUUUUAAAAGUGCGGCAGAAAGAUCACGGAAAGAAGGUCUUUGUUUUUAAUCGCAGUUCGUGGUUGCACCUGCUUUGACCUACGAGUUCCCGUUUUAUUGCUUAUCGUAGUAUUCAUCUCUGCGUGUCUGCGUGUCAGUUCAUCCUCCUUCCCGGGAACUCCCAAGCCUACCUGCCGGCUGCCGGAGGUUCGUAUCAGUACAAAGUGAAAUGCUCUGAAGCUCAGGAUGAGUAGGACUUUAGUUACAUGUAUUUAAUUAUUGACUGUCCUCGGCCGCAUCUCUAUCGCCCGAUCUCUGAAGGAGCCAUACUGAACUUCCAGCUACUGACGCGCGUUGUCUGGAAGCUGAGCAAUUCGAUGUCAAUUGGCCUACACUGAUGUAGAGGAGCAGGAAAGACGCCUGACGUCCAACACACCAUCCCAAAUGCCACACCGAUGUUUCUCUUGAAGUGUUAUGUGCCGGGUUAGUAUGGAACACCUGAUAGCUGUCGUAUAUAUCGUCUACCACAUGUUACCUCACGUGUAUAGGCCUACAAGACUGGUAUUUGACAGGCCUAUCCUAUAUGAUUCAUCAGUGUUGAAGUACACACUACCUACAGCACGCUAUUUUCAUGUGUGUGUAUAAUCGACCUACAAUGUCAUCAUGAGUUCACAAUAAAUAACCUUAUUUGCGUCAGUGAAGCUCGGAAUUGGGCAAUCCAUAGGCAAGCGGAUAUUUCCAACUAUUGCAAAACACACUACAUCGCUGUCAAACUCAGUGGUUGUCUCAGACCAAACACUUUUCACCAACCCGAAUUUCUAUCAGUUACAAAAAUAAGCCGCGUCGAAUAUCUCUCGACUCUCAUAAAACCCAUGACGAUUCACGUCCUUGGUGAAAUAGCGAUAGUGUCGAAUCCUGAUCAAAGAAAAAAAACAAAGUGUCGAUCACUGGGCGGGGACUGGGGGUGGCAACCCUCUAGGGGUUCGCACCGACCAAUCACUGUUGUCGACUUCUACCCUGUCGUCGGGUGUCUUCUUGUUUUCUCAAAGGCGUCUUAGGGGGAAUGGCGCCCAGCGUGAGGAGCGUUGUCGACCAACUCGGAGUUCCAUCCAAAAAAUCAACAUUCUUGUUACCAUAAUCCGGAAAAAUCUCGUUCAAAUAUUACAUGCAAGUGUAUCCUUCAUUUCAAUAAAUUA
This is a messenger RNA of Lineus longissimus, 1790 nucleotides long. RefSeq lists its product as uncharacterized. The coding region runs from base 123 to 461 and encodes 112 amino acids. The transcript is spliced from 3 exons. NCBI's taxonomy places the organism in Eukaryota, Metazoa, Nemertea, Pilidiophora, Heteronemertea, Lineidae. The record is from RefSeq and is a predicted model, not a curated record.